AUGACUGGAGUGACUGGACCGGAAGAUGGUGACGGCUUAGCUGUAAGUAGGAUCGUAUCUCAUCAUGUGUUUGUUGGCUGUCCACCAUGGCCGGAGGAGAAGCCAGUGACCCCAGCUCCAAGUAUCGCCGAUAAGGCAUCCGUUAUCAGGCUACUUUCAGGCCACUACACCCGAUCUAAACUAGUAGGCCCCUCCCCCAUCUUGAGAGGGUCCCAAGUCUUCCAUCCAUUCUUCCCUUCGACGCCUUCACCAUUGCCCGUGAACUGGAAGUUACCGACCAGAUAG
This is a messenger RNA of Aspergillus niger, 285 nucleotides long. RefSeq lists its product as uncharacterized. Bases 1 to 285 code for a protein of 94 amino acids. The transcript has 2 exons. The record is from RefSeq and is a predicted model, not a curated record. NCBI's taxonomy places the organism in Eukaryota, Fungi, Ascomycota, Eurotiomycetes, Eurotiales, Aspergillaceae.